Dromaius novaehollandiae (emu) is the source of this 4396-nucleotide messenger RNA. It is a transcript of the gene ING5, whose product is annotated as inhibitor of growth family member 5. Gene Ontology annotation, molecular function: chromatin binding. Gene Ontology annotation, cellular component: nucleus. The transcript is spliced from 8 exons. Bases 353 to 1066 code for a protein of 237 amino acids. The record is from RefSeq and is a predicted model, not a curated record. Gene Ontology annotation, biological process: positive regulation of apoptotic signaling pathway; regulation of DNA-templated transcription. NCBI's taxonomy places the organism in Eukaryota, Metazoa, Chordata, Aves, Casuariiformes, Dromaiidae.
GCGCUGGUCCUCUCGUGCGUCAUCAUAGGGCGCCCGCCGCCCUGGAGCGGGCCGUGGCCGGCUGCUGCCGCCUCUGCUGCCGGCUCCGCGGCCCGCACUGGGGCCGUGUGAGGGAUUCGCCAGGCCGCUUCCCCGUCCUCCUCGCUGAGGGGCUGCUAGGGAAGGGCAUGUGUCUGUCCGGCCCGCCGCCGGGCGCGGGUGGGCCUUGCGGCCCCCGCCGGCCCUUGCCUGGACUUCCUCACGAGUCCUAGGCGUUCUUUGGGGGCGCUAAAGCGGGUGUCCGAGUGUAGCCUUCGGUGUUAAUGGCUCCAUUAAAGGUGUUCGUCUUCAUUCUGACUUCUAAAAGCGCUGAAUGCUUACAAGGUCUCCAUCUGAAGAUGGCAUUGAAAACCUUCCUUGUGAACUGCAAAGGAACUUCCAGCUGAUGCGUGAAUUGGAUCAGAGAACAGAAGAUAAGAAGGCAGAAAUUGACAGUCUUGCAGCAGAAUACAUCGAAUCGGUGAAGAACAUGUUGCCUGAGGAGCGAGUAGAACACCUGAAGAAAAUUCAGAGUGCUUACAGCAAGUGUAAAGAGUACAGCGAUGAUAAAGUACAACUGGCCAUGCAGACCUAUGAGAUGGUAGAUAAGCAUAUCCGCCGGCUGGAUGCAGACUUGGCACGGUUUGAAGCAGAUCUGAAAGAUAAACUGGAAGUCAGUGAUUUUGAAAACUCAGGAGCACGAGGCCUGAAAAAAGGACGAAGUCAGAAAGACAAAAGAGGCUCUCGGGGUCGAGGCAGACGAAUAUCUGAAGAGGAUACACCAAAGAAAAAGAAACUCAAAGCAGGAUCUGAGUUUGCUGAUACCAUCCUGUCGGUGCAUCCCUCAGAUGUCUUAGACAUGCCAGUGGAUCCCAAUGAACCUACCUACUGCUUGUGUCACCAGGUGUCAUAUGGAGAAAUGAUUGGCUGUGACAACCCAGAUUGCCCAAUUGAAUGGUUCCACUUUGCUUGUGUGGACCUCACCACCAAACCAAAAGGGAAAUGGUUUUGUCCACGUUGUGUUCAGGAGAGAAAGAAAAAGAAGUAAGGAGUACAGAGAAUACAUCCUCUGAGGCAAGAAGAGUUUAACGUAUUCUUUCCUUCAUGUUGCAAUAUUAUCCUUGAUUUUCUUUAACCUACCCUCCUUCUUGUUCUGAUCUGAUAUUUAAUUGUCUAGUGGCCAGUUGUAAUUCCUGUUCUUUCAUAAGGACUUUGGGAGGGAGGGAAUUUGCCACAGUGAUUUUAUUUAUGUUACACUUGCACAGCACUGAAAUCUGUGUUACUAUGAAGUGCUAGGGCAGCCUGUAGCUGUAACUUUUACUAGUUUUAUAGGAGUCUGUGAAACCACAUAAGGCACUGCAGGGGAAUGAGACAGCUGUAUCUUCAGUGUGGUCCAUCACUAUCAUCAAAAUAGUGUCGGCCUGGAGCUUAGCGUGAUGGGGAAGGAGGACUUUUCUGUAACUGUUGCCUGCACGCAAGAAUUAUGCUGUUUUUCAGGCAUGAAGUCCAUUUGUUGUGCAGUUUGGUAGUAUUGAAAGGAACAAGAAAGUUGGUUAACUAUUUCCAGUGUCCAUUUUCUCAAAGCCAAGUACUGUGUUUAGUUUUGAGAAGGCAUGGGGGGAAUGUGUUUCUGUGUGUACGUGUGUGUGCGUGCACACUAGAAAGAAUUCUUUUGGGAGUCACUUCCAUCUAACUUUGCACUGCCAUUACUUGACUUGAUCAUGCCCAAUCACAUUAAAUGAACAGGAGCAAGCCAUUUGAGUUUUUACCUCCUUCCAUAAAAGGCUUUUCUCUUCUGUGGGAAAACAUUAAAAAUAUCAAAGGAAUUGUCCUGUAGUGCUUCUUAGUGGCAGUAGGAGAGAGAGAGAAAGGGAGAGAGUGACUGAUCUGUCCUGUCUGUUUCCUAUUUCUCUGGAAGUCUUUUUAAGUUUGUUACUGUGAAGAUGAAAACAAGAGUAUUGUUAUAGAGAUAGAGGGUCUGAUUUAUUCAUAACAUAAGAUGAAGGCCUGUUUUUUUUUCUUUUCUUUUUGGUUUUUUGGUUUUUGUUACUUGUGUAUGCCUGUGUUGCACCUCAGUAAAUCAGGAAACAAGUUUUAACAGAAGACUAUUAAAGGAAGAUGCAUAGAUUCUUCUGAUGGUGCAGCAAGGCUGAAAGGGAGGCAAUGUGGUGGUAGUUGUUUUUUUUUUCUUUUUUUUAAAUAGCAUUUGCUAUGAACCACUCCUAUUAAAAAAGAAGGUCACUCACCAGGAAUGUUUUAAAAUGACUUGUCUUUUCUGGUGGAGGCACAUUUGCCUGUUCUUGACUAUUUUAAGCUGCUUUUCAGUUUGUAAAUGUGAAUCCUUGCUAUCAUCACAGUGUCACUCGCGGCAGUGAAAGGAAGAGAGGGAAAUCAGGAAUACAAAAAUAAGUCUUUCUCUUUUUUUCCUUCUUUUGAGUUAUAGUGGAUGCAGGAGUUGAGGGAAGACCAAAGAUGACACUCACCUUUGUAUAUCCUGUAUUCUGGAGCUUUGCUGCCUACAGCAGAAGGAGAUGUUGUGGGGAAAGGUUUUCUGCCAGGGAAAAAAAAAGUAGUCUGCAGCAGUAUAGACCAGGGUUCAUGAACUUUGAUGUCUGUGACCCGUGAUAAGUGUUCGUGGCAGCUCUGUGCUAGGCUGUGCACUAGUUUGCUUGCCAUUGUGCAGGAACUCUUGAUAUAGACUGUUGGAAAGGCAUUAAGAGGUUUCCAGAUAAGCUUUUGUUCUGCUUUAAAAACAAUCCGAGUAAAGAAUAUAGAAGAAAAACACUUCUAGUCGGAUUUCAGAACCGGCUUCCAGAACAAAAGGUUUUUUUUUUUUUUCUGUUAGCUACCUUCAUGUGAAAGAAAGUAGAACACAGCUCUUGCCAAUUUUCCUUUCUUGCUUUUGGUUUGUCGUACUUUGUAGAUGCUGCAGGUAUAUCAGAACUGUCAUAAAAGAAAACUUUUGCUACUGAUACAGGUUUUCUGUGAACAUGUUCUGGACUAUUGUAUCUGCUAUAGGAAAAAAUUGUCUCCCGGGUCCUUUCAUUUAAAGUGUGAUGUUGUACAUGUCUUCAUUAUGUUGCAUCACUCCACAUGUUGUAUAUGAAGUUUCCAUAGUUAUGUUUACAAGAUUAUGUUCAUUUGUCAUUGUUAUCAUUGUAAAAGCGUACCAAAAGCACACACACAAAUUAAAGGCGAUUGCUGUUGAGAAGGGGAAGAAAAAGCACAGUCACACAAACCUGAACUUAGAAAUACAGUCGGCCCUCUUUUUCCUUCUGCCUGUGUAUGAAAGGAAUCAUGAUACCUCAUGAACCAGCUUUUAAUUCAGUAACCAGUGAGUAAGACCUGUACCUCAUUAACCUGUUACACUGGAUUAAUGUAGGAGUGUCACUGUGUCCUGAAGACUAGUGUUGAUGCUGUUUCAGAUUUUAUUUUCCCCUUCCAUCCAAUGAUCCUCUAUACAACUUUUUUUUUUGAGGGCUUUAAUAAUAGUGGUUAAGCAUUGGAUUUAAAGCGUUCGAUUUAAAUCGAUCUCAAAAUUAUAUUGCACCUCUUUGGAGGUGUUGCUGGAAACACACUGUUGUGGAAAUUGGCAGCUAUGGAUGAAUAAGUGCAAAGCCGACUGCCCUAAACUCAGAAAAGAUGGUCAGUCAGGACAGCAAAAUAUAUUUUGUCAGCAGUUCUUUUUGUGGCUCAGAACAGAUGUUUUCCAUUUUAACCAGCAAAGAGGAAAAAAAAACAAAAAUAACUAACACCCUGGAAGUUAGCAGCAGUCCUUAAGGAUACUUUCCUGGGUAUCAGAAACAGUGUGAGGUAAAAACAUACUCUUCUUCGCAGCAUAACGUCUCAGAUAUGUCAGGCCAUCUGAACUGAUAUGAGCAAUAAACUCCUAUUCAGGACAUAUCAGCACGGAGGCUCUACCAGUUGUCACAGGCUCGAGAGCGUUUGUUGGCCAUUUACAUUUGGGUUUAGAGAUUUUUGGCUCUAUUUUAAGUGGAAAUACCAAUGGCCUUCAUUUUUGGUCACUAAAGCAUUGAAAUCUUUCUCCUGAAUUUUGAAUGUACAGUGUUAAAUAUAUUUUUAUGGAGAAGGAUGAACAAGACUGUGAUAUGUAAAGGAAUGUUCCACUAAAGAUUGUCAAGACACCUAAAUAUUUUUGUGGUGUUCAGCUUUAUUGCAAUUCAUCCAAACUGGACGUGAAACAACUUUUAACCUGAUUGUUUUAUUUUUUAAAGGAAUUAGAUCUAUGUUCCCUUUGUAAAUGGAAGAGAAUAUAAAUCUUUUUAUUAAAAAAGAAAAAAGUAAAAAUGUAUAUCUGUAUUUUUGGAUCAUGCCACAGAUAAUGGAUAUAUUGUUAUAAAUAAAAUAUUUUUGGGAA